Molecule: messenger RNA, 2837 nt
Organism: Schizophyllum commune H4-8
Lineage: Eukaryota; Fungi; Basidiomycota; Agaricomycetes; Agaricales; Schizophyllaceae
Product: 26S proteasome subunit P45
Exons: 12
Coding region: 16-2700 (894 amino acids)
Biological process (GO): proteasome-mediated ubiquitin-dependent protein catabolic process
Cellular component (GO): proteasome regulatory particle, base subcomplex
Molecular function (GO): ATP binding; ATP hydrolysis activity; proteasome-activating activity
Source: RefSeq, a predicted model, not a curated record
UUGACACCGACCACCAUGCCGCCUAAAGCUGAUUGGGAGAAAUACGAGAAGAAGGCCGAUGAGAAGGACGAGAAGCCCAUAGUUGCGCUCGAUGAUAGCGACAUCCAGAUCUUGAAGACAUACGGUCAAGGACCGUACGCAGGACCUCUGAAGGCUGUCGAUGAUGAUAUCAAGGAGAUUCAGAAACGUAUCAACGAGAAGCUCGGUGUGAAGGAGUCCGACACAGGUCUCGCAUCGCCGAACCUGUGGGAUCUCGCGGCGGACCGACAGCGCAUGUCAGAGGAGCACCCACUACAGGUCGCCCGGUGCACGAAGAUCAUCCCCAUGGAUGCAGCCGCAGCAGAGGCAGCGAAAGCUGUCAACGCACUCGGUGGCUUGCAGGGCCAGAAGGGUGCGGACGAGCAGGACAAAUAUGUCAUCAACAUCAAGCAGAUUGCGAAGUUCGUCGUCGGCCUGGGCGACCGUGUCGCGUCUUCGGAUAUCGAGGAAGGCAUGCGUGUUGGUGUCGACCGCACGAAGUACCAGAUUCAGAUUCCAUUACCACCCAAGAUUGACGCGUCAGUCACGAUGAUGCAAGUCGAGGAGAAGCCCGAUGUGACCUACUCCGACGUCGGUGGCUGCAAGGAGCAGAUUGAGAAGCUCCGCGAGGUCGUCGAGACUCCCCUCCUCUCGCCAGAACGCUUCGUCAAGCUCGGUAUCGACCCGCCUAAGGGUGUCUUGCUGUUUGGUCCUCCGGGAACUGGUAAGACCCUUUGCGCACGAGCGGUGGCGAACCGGACAGACGCAACAUUCAUCCGUGUCAUUGGCUCCGAGCUCGUACAGAAGUACGUCGGCGAGGGUGCGCGUAUGGUUCGUGAGCUGUUUGAGAUGGCACGGAGCAAGAAGGCAUGCAUCAUCUUCUUCGAUGAAGUCGACGCUAUCGGUGGCGCGCGUUUCGACGACGGUGCUGGUGGGGACAACGAGGUUCAACGUACUAUGCUGGAGUUGAUCAACCAGUUGGACGGCUUUGACCCUCGAGGAAACAUCAAGGUCUUGAUGGCCACUAAUCGACCGGACACUCUUGACCCUGCACUGUUGCGACCAGGUCGGUUGGAUCGUCGGGUCGAAUUCUCCUUGCCAGACAACGAUGGGCGCGCACACAUCCUGAAGAUUCAUGCCCGGAGUAUGAGUGUCGAGAGGAAUAUCCGAUUUGAUCUCAUUGCACGGUUGUGUCCGAACACGACUGGUGCUGAGCUGCGUUCCGUCGCGACCGAAGCUGGCAUGUUCGCCAUUCGUGCACGCAGAAAGGUGGCCACAGAACGCGACUUCCUGGACGCCGUAGAGAAGGUCGUGCGGCAAGGCACGAAGUUCUCCAGCACACUCGGGCGCACCGUCCUGAGUCGCGCCCCUCGGCGACACGCACCAAAUCGCGUUCCCCACCGCGCCCUGCAGCGCCGCGCGCCCGCCGCUGACUCCGCCGAGCUCACGCAGCUGCUCGCCGCCUACGCGUCCUCGCCCUCGCGCACGAUCAACCUCUCCGAGCUGCUCUCCUUCGGCCGGCCGCUGCGCCCCGAGAGCGUCCUCAAGUCCGUCUCGUACGUGCUCGCGGAGAUCCCGCGGCGCCUGGCGACGCGCGUGCGCACGAUCGAGGGCCUGCCGUUCAUCGUGGGCACGAACCCGUACGUGAGCGGCGUGCUCGCAGCGUACAAGGAGAGCUUCCUGUCGCUGGCGACGCAUCCGCCGGUGCGGACGCUGGAGGAGAACGCGGUGUUUGCACGGCAUUUGGAGGAGUUGGUGGAGAGGCAUGCGAAUGAUAUUCCGGCGAUGGCGAAGGGAUUUCAGGAAAGCUCGAAGUACAUGUCGCCGGCGCAGAUGGCGGAGUUCUUGGACGGCGCGUUCAGGAGCAGGAUCUCGGUGCGGCUGCUAGCAGAGCAGCAUAUAUCGAUCUCGCAGGCGCUGGACGAUCCUAGCGUGGACAAGUCGCAUGUGGGCGUGGUGGAUAUGCACUGCUCGCCGGCGAGGAUGAUCCAUAUGUGCGCGGCGUAUGUCUCCGAGUUGUGCGAGGCGACGCUGGGCUCGAGUCCGACCGUGCAUAUAGACGGGUUCAAGGAUGCCACAUUUGCCUACAUCCCGGUGCACCUGGAAUACGUCCUCACGGAGAUCCUGAAGAAUGCUUUCCGCGCCACAGUCGAGCAUCACCACCACCGACACCGCCACGCACACCUCCCUCCUAUUUCCAUCACCCUCUCCCCACCCCCUCAAGUCGGCUACGACCCUACUCAUCCCUCACCCAAAUACUUCUCCAUUCGCAUCCGCGACCAGGGCGGAGGGGUCGCCCCCGCGAACAUGCAGCACAUUUUCUCGUACGCGUUUACGACGGUGGGUAGGAAGCCCGGUGAGGCGUUUGAUGAGACGGAAGGUGGCCCGUACGCGGCGCAGCAUGUGAGCGGGGGCGCGGAAGGCGUAGGCGACCUGUUUGGCGAGGUGACGAGAAAGGGGGUACAGACGGGUCUAGGGACGCUGUCGGGGCUGGGAUACGGUCUGCCUUUAACGAGACUGUAUGCGAAGUACGUGUGCAUGAACCAGACGCAGGAGGAUACUGAUAGACUGGUGCCCAGUUACUUUGGAGGCUCUUUAGAACUCGUCUCUUUGGAGGGCUGGGGGUGCGAUGUGUUCGUCAAGCUCCGGUGCUUAGAUGAGGCAGGGGACGCUGCGAUAUAGAAAGGCUGCUUGCAAAUUGUGGACAAUCCUUCGUGCUCCACCAUUCAGAUUCUGCCCGUCGGUGAGGCAUGGUCCUGCUGCCGACAUACACCGACAUACAAAAUGUGCAGUCACCGCGCGACCGAAGUUGUAAUGGU